Molecule: messenger RNA, 153 nt
Organism: Candidula unifasciata
Lineage: Eukaryota; Metazoa; Mollusca; Gastropoda; Stylommatophora; Geomitridae
Source: the annotation of a GenBank genome assembly
UCGAUCUGGCGUCAACAAGUACAUUACCUCCAACGCCGGCAUGGGUUUCUGACUUCCCAGACACUCAGUGUAAUCCAGGCCAGGAGUCGGUCACAGUUUACUUAAACGAUGUCUACUAUUUUACUUGGCUUAGACUGAGUGUUAUUGCCUUGG